Molecule: messenger RNA, 3175 nt
Organism: Nezara viridula (southern green stink bug)
Lineage: Eukaryota; Metazoa; Arthropoda; Insecta; Hemiptera; Pentatomidae
Source: the annotation of a GenBank genome assembly
CAGUCAUUUAUAUAUUAUUUAUUACUCAAUAAUCGCAAAAUUUGUCGAAAUGAUGAAACAUCAUUAUAAUUUGAACUUUUCACGAAGAAGAAAUUAUUGCUAAGGAGAUAAUAUUAAAGUGAACUAAACAUACCUGUGAAGACAUAAAACGCGGAAGUCAAUGUGGAGCCUUUUAUUACCAUGGCUACAUACCAAACAAUUAUGAAAACAAAAAUGUAUAUUCCCUGACUAAAGUUGUGUUGUUUUUUUCGUUUGAUUUAGAUUGAAUAUUUUUAGCAGUAAUGUUUUAAUAGAAGCUUAUGCGCUUAUUAAGAAGUAUUAUUAGUUUUAGUUUAAUACGCGACGCUUAUAUCGAAUCUAUGAGAUUCAGCAGAUUAAUUAAUAUUGUAAUUUAUUAAAAUAAAAUUGAAUUUUAAUUAUUAACAUUGUAUGUAAAUGUUCGUAAUUGUUUACAUUUUAUUAAAUGGAGAAAACACAUCAAGAUUUACCUUUUUGGUUUGAGGAAUGGACAAGGACUCCUGUAAAUACCAGACAAAGACCACAGUCUUGGAAGCCUGUUUCAAAACAUCAACGAGUUUUAAAUGAGCCUAAACGUGCUAUUACGACUCCUGCAAGAUAUGAUAACUCCUCUAUUAAUGAUAACAUAGAUUUGAAUUUUGGUUAUGAUUCAUCAAUCUAUGAAGACAAAGAUCAAUUUUCUCUUCAUAGACAAGACAGCAAUGCCAGUUUACCAUUACCAGAUAUGGAUUCGUCAUCAGAAAGUGUCCUUUCUUUGCUAGAAGAAGGUUUUCAGUCGAAGGAUUUUUUUAGGGAACAAGAAAGCAGAGCAAAUACUUUAUCUGAUUAUGAAGAGAAUUAUAUUCCCACAAUUUUUUCACUGGGUGAUGAAUAUGAAACUAAUUCAAGAAGAGCUAGCGGACAUACUGUUAGACCUUUAAUGAACAACUUUUACACCAGCCCAAGCCCGAAAUUUAUUGAUGACUUACCUCCAACAGAAAAUAAAUUAGAAGAAAGUUGGUCCUCGCUUAACAUAUUCAAUCAAAAUCAUAAAGGAAGAAUAUCCUUUCAGUUUGAUGGAAAUAAAGAGAAGGAACUUGAGUUAGAUUUGAUUGCAGAACCUACCAUAGAUUUAUCAGCACUUGAUAUAAACUCAGAUUUUAUAAUACCCGAACUACCUGUUGGUAAGGAGCUAAUAUUAGAUAUAACAUCUACUUGGGGAGAUAGACAUUAUGUUGGUCUUAAUGGUAUUGAAAUUUAUUCCAUCACUGGUGAAUUGGUCAGCGUAUCAGAGAUAUCUGCAGAACCGGCAGAUAUUAAUAUUCUUCCAGAGUACAAUAAAGAUCCUAGAGUUGUGAGAAAUCUUAUUGAUUGUGUUAAUCGUACGAGAGAUGAUAUGCAUCUUUGGCUUACUCCAUUUACUGAAGGAAAGCACCAUUAUGUAACUAUUAAUUUUCAACAAGUCCAAACUAUUGCAAUGAUACGAAUAUGGAAUUAUAAUAAAUCUAGAAUACAUUCCUAUCGUGGAGUUAGAAAUAUGGUAAUUACACUAGAUGGAAAAAAAAUAUUUCAAGGCGAAAUAGCUAGAGCCAGUGGUGGAAUAUUAGGUGCAACAGACGCCUUUGGAGAUACUAUACUAUUCACUUUAGAUGACGAAAUUCUGGAAAGGGUAUCACAGCAUGAUGAUUCAUUUGAUAGUGUCAUGAAUGAAGUUUUGGAUUCUACAGCUUCGGUACAACCUGAAAGGCCUUUGACAGCUGAUACAGGGGAUGUGAGACCAUUGACUUGUGCUGGACCAAAAAAACUGCAAAAUAUUCAUGAAACAGGAGGAGCCGUACUGUGCCUUAACUCCAUGAGCAUCAGGCUCCGCAGCAGUUGGGGUAUUAAUAAAAUAGGUCUCACUGGUCUGGAAGUCCUCGGCGAGACUGGCGAACCUCUUUCAAUAACAGACCUGGGUGUUGAGCCUGAACAGUUCGGUAAGAACAUUAAGAGGCUCUUAAAUGGCAUUAAUGAAACUACCGAUAACAGAAACAUGUGGUUAAUUAAUUUCAACAAAAGGGCUAUUAAUUUGAAACUUAAAUUUUCAACACCAUUUCAUAUAUCAGGUAUCGCAAUUUGGAAUUACAACGAAAGUGCAGAACUUAGUUAUGCUGGGGUGAAGAAUCUUGACAUUUUCCUGGAUGACAAACUUAUAAACGAAGACGUCUUAAUAAGGAAGGCUCCAGGGCAUUGCCACUUCAUGAUAAAGCAGACGAUUUCACUUUUAAAUCAAAAACAAAAAAAACGGGAAUCUGUAGACAAUCUUUUGAAAUCAUUAUUAAAUUCAAAAGUACCUCUAAGCUUUGAAGAGUAUGAACCACCAGAAAUGCCUUCAGGGUUUGUCUUUCAAUUCCAACUUAUGUCAUCAUGGGCUGAUAAUUAUUACAUUGGCUUGAAUGGAAUUGAACUCUAUGAUGUUUCGGGGAAAGUAAUCAAUAUAUCAGAAGAUCAAAUUUCUGCAUUUCCUUCUAGUGUAAAUACUCUGGGAGGAAUUUGUGAUGAUGUUAGAACACCUGAUAAAUUAGUAAAUGGAAUAAACAAUACUUGCGAUGGGCAGAAUAUGUGGCUAGCUCCUAUACUACCUAACAUUGUCAACAACGUUUAUAUUACAUUUGAUUGCCUUACCACUGUUUCGAUGAUAAAGAUAUGGAACUAUGGAAAAACUCCAUCAAGAGGGGUGAAAGAGUUUGGGAUAUUGGUGGAUGAUUUAUUGGUUUACAAUGGAAUCCUAGAUCCUUCUAAGCCAGGUGAAACAACAAACAUACCAUACAGAACCAUAAUAUUUUCAAGGGACAACAAUCACACUCUUCAUCAAUCCGUCACUCGAAAUAGGUACAAUGGUCGCUCGUCAGAAAUUCAGCCUCCUGACAUAUCUGCAGAUCAAUCCAAGAGGCCAUUCACAUCUUUACAAAUACCUAUGGACAUGUCCUCUAGGAGCAAAAGCGUUAUGGACUUCUAAAUCUCUUCUGAAAUUGAAUUGAUAAAAAUAUCCUUUAUGACCAUGACCAUACGUAAUGUUGUACAUAUAUUUAAUACUUCCUCUGAAAUGUAUAUUCUGAUGAAGAGGCACUGUUUACUCACUCACCUAUUUCAUUUAAUAAAUAUAUUGCUGAUACAAUUUUUUUUUUAGCCUGAUUAU